This is a messenger RNA of Desarmillaria tabescens, 1211 nucleotides long. RefSeq lists its product as uncharacterized. Bases 224 to 1111 code for a protein of 295 amino acids. Lineage: Eukaryota; Fungi; Basidiomycota; Agaricomycetes; Agaricales; Physalacriaceae. The record is from RefSeq and is a predicted model, not a curated record. The transcript is spliced from 7 exons.
GUCUUACCGUAACAGAACAAUACUGGCUUGCUACCACAAUAAUAUAUCGACGGACACCUAGAAGUCAAGAGAAUGAACAUACGUCAAUAUUCUUCAUUCUCUCGAUACUAGACUACGGCCAUCAGCGAAUUUCCUUCCAGGAACCAACCAAAUUAUGUGAAAAUGAUCUCACGGGCCAUGCACAUGUGUCCACACGCAAUUCCCAUCAUUUACCUCGACCACAAUGCCGCCUACCUUUGAUACGGUCAAUCUGAAGGGCAAGGUUGUGAUUGUCACUGGUGGAAACUCCGGUAUUGGCUAUGGAACCGUCCGUCAUCUGGCCCGUGCUGGUGCCGAGGUCUAUCUUGCAGCAAGAAACGAGACACGGGCAGCGGAGGCUAUAGAAAAGCUCAAGACCGAAUCUCUUGAACCGGGAAACGGGGAUGUCGUAUGGUUGAAGCUCGACCUCAGUGACCCUCGACUUGCAAGACAAUCUGCUGAAGAGUUCAUGAGGAAGGAAAAACGUUUGGACGUGCUGGUGAAUAAUGCCGGCAUGAUGUUAGGACCAUAUGAGGCUGGGCCGGAUGGCAUGUCAAACCUUGUCAUCGUCAAGUUAGUCUUACGAUUCCUCCUCGAUGUGUUGAGACAUGUCGCUUCCAUAUCCCAUAAAUGGGCUCUUUCGGGAUUUAAAUGCGACGCGAUUCAGGACUUGAAUGUAUCAUAUGACAAGAAGUGGUUCUCGAGCUUCUGGCGGUACGCCCACUCUAAAUUGCUGGUCAUUCUUUGGACCAAGUCUCUUCAAAGUCAACUUGACAUCUCGGAGCCGCCGGUACCUAUAACUGUCAUCUCACUUCACCCUGGUAGUGUCGACACCUUUACUCACAAGUGGCCCCUUGCUCCUCUGUGGAAAUUGCUGGUUGUGCCAGUCGUAACCAGUAUAGACCGUGGCUCGUAUACCUCUUUCUUUGCAGCCGCGGGAAAGGACGUCAAAGACAAUCGGGACAAUUACAAAGGUGCCUAUCUUGAGGACAAACCCCCACACAUCGCCAAUCCGAGCAAAGUGGCACGGGAUGACGAUCUUGCUGAACAACUUUGGACUAUCACCGUUGACUUCUUUUCCAAGCUCAAUUAGCUCAACAAGCUAAGUUCUAUGUACUCAUCCCUUUCUGUGAGUUUCAAGAUCAGAAUUUGUAUCUGUACACUUUCGUCUCAACAUUCAUACUUAUGCCUUU